AUGGCUGCCAGCAACUACUGCGUGGUACUUCCCUCUUCACAUCCAGUGGAGAAAAGACAAAAACCUCCUCCCAGCAUCUUUAGGGGAGCUACUCCAGAUAGGAAGUUAAGCCAAGGAGUAGAGCAGACGCAGCAGCCUAAGCACCCACUCAGCCCAGCCACCGUCGAUGCCACCGUCUCCCUCCACAUCCCCUUGGGCUGGCCCUUGAGACUCGCCUCCUUCCAGCUGUUUGCGGAUAAAGUUCCCAAGAUGGCAGAGGACUUCCGUUCUCUGAGCACUGGGGAGAAAGGAUUUGGUUCUAAAGGUCCCUGCUUUCACAGGAUUAUUUGGGGGUAUCUGUGCCAGGGUGGUGACGUCACUCGCCAUCGAGACACUGGCGGCGAGUCCAUCUACGCGGAGAGAUCUGAGGUUGAGAAUUUCAACCUGAAGCACUCAGGGCCUGGCAUCCUGUCCCCGACACCUGCUGGAUCCAACCCAAAUGGUUUCCAGUCUUUCAUCUGCACUGCCCACACGCCGUGGUUGCCGGGCAAGUGUGUGGUCUUUGGCAAGGUGAAGGACGAUGUGAAUAUUAUGGAAUAUUAUGAAUAUUAUGGAAGCCAUGGAGCGCUGUGGGUCCAGGAAUGGCAAGACCAGCAAAAAAUCACCAUUGCUGAAUGUGGAAAAAUCUAA
Molecule: messenger RNA, 669 nt
Organism: Neogale vison (American mink)
Lineage: Eukaryota; Metazoa; Chordata; Mammalia; Carnivora; Mustelidae
Product: peptidyl-prolyl cis-trans isomerase A-like
Exons: 2
Coding region: 1-669 (222 amino acids)
Biological process (GO): protein peptidyl-prolyl isomerization
Molecular function (GO): peptidyl-prolyl cis-trans isomerase activity
Source: RefSeq, a predicted model, not a curated record